This is a messenger RNA of Lycium barbarum (goji berry), 812 nucleotides long. RefSeq lists its product as uncharacterized. The coding region runs from base 67 to 360 and encodes 97 amino acids. NCBI's taxonomy places the organism in Eukaryota, Viridiplantae, Streptophyta, Magnoliopsida, Solanales, Solanaceae. The transcript has 4 exons. The record is from RefSeq and is a predicted model, not a curated record.
UUGGAGGACUAUUAUUGUAGAUGAAAAUUCACACGUUUGCAUUUCUGACAACCUAAAGAUCACCAAAUGCAUAGGUUGGAGAAAAAUAAGGAAAACAUGGGAAGAGGAAGAAAACAAAUAUUCCUUGGACUUGGUCUGGUUAUGGUGAUGGGUUUAGCUGUUUACUUAAGGCUUUGGACCAUUGACUACAAAUUCUCUUCUACUGAAACUGAAUUACUCAGGAGACAGUUCAAUCUUGCUAGUAGAGAAGCAAUGGACGAAUCUGCAGUGUGGAGAAAAAGAUAUAAUGAUGAGGAAGUGAAAUCUUCCGCCUGCCAAAAGGAAGUGAUUAAGAAUAAGCAGUUAUUGAAGGAGCAUUAAGAAGAAAUUAGACCUGCUACAGAAGGAAAACAUUGAUUUACUUGAACGGCUCGAAUCUUUGAAACAACAACUUGAAUUGGAGAAGUUGAAAUGUAGCAUGAGACAGAUAUGACCUCACCGGAAGCCUGGUGGUCUGGAGAACAUUCGGAAGUUGAUAACAUGCAUUUUAAAUCUAUCUGGAACUUGGCGAGGAGGAUUAUAGUUCAUGAGAAUAAAAGUUUCAGACAAGAUUGCAGUCCUUAACCAAAUUCACCCGUUUGCUUCAGAAUUGGCUACAUUAUAUGCUUUCAAAGAGCCAUGCCAAAGCAUUUCCAUACAAAUUUUGGCCACCCUAGAAUACUCUCUUUUGUUAAUGAUGGUUCUUAGAUUUUUCUAAGUCUCCAUACAGCAUCUUAAAUCUUCGAUUGUACAGAUACAAAAUGCAAAAUCUGAAAUGCUUUCAAAAAGUGAAA